UUGAUAUAUGAUAUAGCCGUUAGAAACAACAGCUAUUUCAAGAUUUCAAUCGGACGGGUCACAUUCUUCGCAAUUCAAACUUCAACUCAAUCAAAACCCUCCGUUUCUCUUUACCUCUUAAAACUCACACACAAAACACACACUCUUUCUCUCUCGCUCAGAUCUUCGCGUUCUUCUUCUAUCUCUUUCUCUCUCUCUCUCUCUCUGUGAAAUUCAUAGUUUUUGCUCUGAGUUCAAAGCCAUGGAAGAUCGGACGGUGGAAAUUCUCUCAGAAAACUGUGAACGCUUCGAUCCUAAUCGCGAUUUGAAGCCUUCGUCUCCCUCUGCUUCAGUUCAAACCCUAGAGGAUUCAACUAUUCACUCAGAACAAAUCGAGGAAAAUACGGAUUUAAUAGAUGAUAAUAGUUUGUCAAGUGGAAUCCAAGAAACUACUCCAGACCAGGGCCACACCCUACCGAUAUUGCAGAAAAUCAUUGAUUUGAGCACCAAAGUUCAGAAUCUGAAGAAAGAGCACACUGUCCUAUCUGAUCAAGUGAAGCAAACUACAGAUUCUUUCCCUGGCCCCGAAGUUGUGAACACUCUUCAGCUUCUCAAUACUGAACAUGAGCUUCUAAAGAAGAAGUACCUUCAAGAGUCAUCUGAACGUAAGAGGCUUUACAAUGAAGUGAUUGAGCUUAAAGGCAAUAUCAGGGUCUUCUGCAGAUGUAGACCUUUAAACCAAAAUGAGAUUACAAGUGGGUCUACUUCUAUAGUUGAUUUUGACUCAUCUCAAGAUAAUGAGCUGCAGGUCAUUUGCUCUGACUCUUCCAAAAAGCAAUUUAAGUUUGACCACGUGUUUAGGCCUGAGGACAACCAAGAGGCUGUUUUCGCUCAAACUAAGCCUAUUGUGACUUCGGUGUUGGAUGGGUAUAAUGUCUGCAUAUUUGCCUACGGACAAACUGGAACAGGGAAGACAUUUACAAUGGAGGGAACACCUGAAAAUAGGGGAGUCAAUUAUAGAACUCUGGAGGAGUUGUUUCGAAUUUCUGAUGAGAGAGGUGGCAUUAUGAGAUAUGAAUUGUUUGUUAGCAUGUUGGAGGUUUACAAUGAGAAGAUUCGGGACCUACUGAUUGAUAACUCCAACCAACCUGCAAAGAAGUUGGAGAUAAAACAGGCAGCAGAGGGAACACAAGAAGUCCCAGGACUUGUUGAAGCUCAUGUUUUUAGUACUGAGGAUGUUUGGGAACUGAUGAAGUCUGGAAGUCGAGCUAGAUCUGUGGGAUCCACCAAUGCUAAUGAGCUCAGCAGCCGUUCUCACUGCUUGUUGCGAGUGACUGUUAAGGGGGAAAAUUUAAUAAAUGGACAGAAGAUAAGGAGUCACCUAUGGCUGGUGGACUUGGCUGGUAGUGAGCGUGUGGGUAGGAUUGAAGUUGAAGGUGAAAGAUUGAAGGAAUCUCAGUUCAUUAAUAAAUCUCUCUCAGCGCUUGGUGAUGUCAUUUAUGCCCUUGCAUCCAAAACAGCCCACAUUCCUUACAGGAACUCCAAGCUCACGCAUAUGCUGCAGAGCUCUCUAGGAGGAGAUUGCAAAACCCUGAUGUUUGUCCAAAUCAGCCCAAAUUCAGCAGAUCUAGGUGAAACACUUUGUUCACUAAAUUUUGCCAGUCGAGUCCGUGGAAUUGAGAGUGGCCCUGCUCGCAAACAGGCAGAUCUUAGCGAGCUUUCCAAGUAUAAGCAAAUGGCAGAAAAGCUCAAGCAUGACGAGAAGGAAACAAAAAAACUACAGGAUAAUUUGCAGUCUUUGCAGUUAAAGCUUUCUGCCAGAGAACAUAUCUGCCGAAAUCUUCAGGAGAAGGUUCGAGACCUUGAGAACCAACUAGCAGAGGAAAGGAAAACCAGAUUAAAACAGGAAACUAGAGCUUUUGCUGCUGCUACUGCUCAGCCCUCAGGAUUUUCAUCUCUAAAACAAGCAGCACUGAAGACCAUAACAGAGAAGAAGCCGCCACUGGCUCCUUCAAAAGUGAGGUUGCCACUGCGGAGAAUUUCCAAUUUCCUUCCCCCACCAUCUCCUGUUCGACCCCGAAAAGCAGGAACAGCCAAUCCUCUCAUCCCUGCUUCAGCAGGUGGCAAAGAAAAUAUUCCCAAAACAACGAUGGCAGCAACAAACACAAAAAACCUUAUGAAACCAAGACGGUUUUCUGUUGCUGUCAGACCACUUCCUUCAACAACAACAACACAGGCAAUUCAGCCUAGGAGAAGGGUCUCCAUUGCUACCAUCCGUCCUGAAUCCAACACUUAUAUGACAACUCCACUCCACAGCUCUGCCUCUCGAUUCAAAAAUGGCACUGCAAUGGGCCGGCAGUCACUUGUGAGAGACCCACGGAAGGCACGGUACUCACGGUUGUUCUCUCCAAUGCCAGAGUUGAGGACAGCAGGAGAGACAACGCCAACUGCUGCCAUGAGGAGCAGUAGUAAGUUCAUGGGGAGUCCUCCAACACAGGCUGGUUCAUGGAAGUCAAAGCAUCCAACAGUUGUUGCACUACAACGGAAACCAUUAGUGUGGAGUCCACUCAAGUUGAGAGGCAUGAAAAAUAACAGGAGGCCAUCAUUGUUGCCCUCUCUCUAACUGAGAUUCAAUGAGCCAUGUUUUCCCAGUCUAUAUUGUCAAACGCCUUGUAACCAUUGUUCCCCCAAUUUUUCUAUUAUUUUUUUUUUUGUUCUUUUGGGAUAUUAUUGCAAUUGUAUGCUUCUUGCUUACUAAAAUCAGUCAAUUCUAUGAGAUUGGGAUGCAUUUGCUUUAUUUCUUUGUGUAUAAUUCCCAAUUGGAUAACAUUUGGAAAG
Messenger RNA from Quercus lobata, 2817 nucleotides. RefSeq names its product P-loop containing nucleoside triphosphate hydrolases superfamily protein. NCBI's taxonomy places the organism in Eukaryota, Viridiplantae, Streptophyta, Magnoliopsida, Fagales, Fagaceae. Gene Ontology annotation, cellular component: microtubule cytoskeleton. Bases 242 to 2602 code for a protein of 786 amino acids. Gene Ontology annotation, biological process: microtubule-based movement. Gene Ontology annotation, molecular function: ATP binding; microtubule binding; microtubule motor activity. The transcript is spliced from 13 exons. The record is from RefSeq and is a predicted model, not a curated record.